Messenger RNA from Aspergillus luchuensis, 2175 nucleotides. Its product is annotated as fungal specific transcription factor domain-containing protein. The record is from RefSeq and is a predicted model, not a curated record. NCBI's taxonomy places the organism in Eukaryota, Fungi, Ascomycota, Eurotiomycetes, Eurotiales, Aspergillaceae. The transcript is spliced from 2 exons. The coding region runs from base 1 to 2175 and encodes 724 amino acids. Gene Ontology annotation, molecular function: zinc ion binding; DNA binding. Gene Ontology annotation, biological process: DNA-templated transcription.
AUGAGGACUGUGUCGCUUGCCAACGAUCUGGCAUCCCGUGCGUAUCCAGCUAUCAGCGAAAGACACGAUUGUACGGAAGUGUCGAAACCAUCCGCGAUCGCACUUGUGAAAGGGACGUUUCCGGGUGAACCCAUUGAUAGUAUCCCUGCUCUGUUGGAGCUGGGCCGGAAAGCCGGCUAUGAAAUGCCCAAGCUAGACCUCCCACAACAGACCGGGGAUGCGCAGCGCUUUGAGCUACCGAGCCCAGAAGGUGCUGAUCAGAUUCUGACGCGUGAUGGCAAUGGUAGCGAUCAACAUGGGUGUAUUGGGAGCGGCCAGCGCCCACCGCAGCUGGUCAAAGACAGCCGGGGCCAUAGUCAUUACAUUGGGCCGUCAGCAUCCCUUGCAUUCUUUGCUGAUCUUCGCAGCCUAGUAUCGGAGCAACAGCCGUCCUCUUGCUUUGCUGCAGAUACCUUGACGGAGUCUCUCGAGACUCGGCAAAGUUCUAGUAUGUUGUCAAUGUCAACUGUUGAUACAAAUCUGGCGCCAAUUGCACGCGACCAAGAAUCAUCCCUUGUCAAGGAACAGCUGCAUAGAAUGCCCCGAGAUCGUCUGCUGGCAAUAAUAAAUGCUUUCUUUUACUCUGUGAAUGCAAAUUUCCCACUUUUGGACCGGGGAUACUUCUAUAACAAGCUUGAGUCCUACAUCUAUCCCGUCAGCCAUACCGAGGGAUUGGACGAUGGUUGGGUGGCCUGUAUCCAUGCUGCUCUCGCCUUCGGCUGCUGGAUCCUGGAGGAUGACGCUAGAUUUGAUGCCGAUGAACUAACCAUGCUAAAACCUCGCUGCUGGAACCUCGCUCGAGGAGCUUUGGCCAGCUUGUUGACCACAUGUACAGUCUCUAAUAUUCAAGCUCUUUUGCUUAUGGCACUCUUCCUGCACAACAACAAUGAUCGGAAUGCAGCGUGGACCCUAACAGGUAGUGCUGCGAGAAUUGCAAUUGCGUUAGGCUUGCAUCGAAGCGAUAUUGAUGAGAGCCUUCGUUUAACUGAACAAGACUCCCGAAGGCGAGUCUGGUCUACAUUAUUUACGGUUGAGCAAUUUCUCUGCUUAUGUUUGGGACGCCCAAGUGUAAUUGACGGUCGGGAAGUAACCCUGGGACCUGCACCCGAAGAAUCUGCUACUGCAUUCCCCAGUCAUACUAGCCAUCACCAGGUGGCCACUGACCUUCAACGACAAGUCAGUCGACUCCGCGAUGCGAUCGCUUUCUUGCAUCAGCCUGCUUUCCCUGUAUCAUCAACUGAUACGCCGGUCACUGAUCCAGUAUCGCUCUUGACCGGGCUGAAAACUUGGGAAACUAACAUACCAACUUAUCUCAUUAUACCGUCUGCUAUCUUGGAUUCGUGCACCAUUCCCCAAGCGGCAGUCCUGGAAACGUUCGUUUCUGGUUAUCCACCGGCUCAACUACGGCCAACGGUUCUCCUCCAUUUAACCUAUAAUAAUCUCCUUAUCCAGCUUACGCGGCCAUAUUUGCUUACAGUUAUUUCAAUGAGUCGAAGGCAUACUCCAAAACAACAAUACCCCUGGGCUACACCUCAUGAUACUUCGAAAGACGUGCAAAAGAGCGCUGAGUAUCUGGCCUCCAGCUGUGUAACAGCAGCGAUGCGGAUUGUUAACCUUCUCACCCUAAUUGAACAUGCCAACAGGGUCAAUGGAAAAACUAGCCUGGACCUUUUCUAUGGGUACUCGGCUGGAAUGGUUCUGCUCCUCCGUCAGCUGUGGGUCAUGCCCCCGGAUCUUCCAAUGUCUAUGUGGCAGCUAGAAGACGCAGCCCAGCGUGAUCUUCGAUGUCAGGUGACAAGGUUGCAGUCCCUAAUGCAAGAAAACGCGGAGUGUCCGACCAUGCAGAGGUUUAAGUCAGUGCUUCAAAAGUUCGACGAAGCUGUUCUUGCGAACGGGCAACGGAUGCGAAUUGGAAAUGAUGAAGUUGCAUCUUUGGACGUGGCGCAGGAGGAAGGCAUAGAACCUUUGUCGACCUCACAGCUCCAAUUUCCCAGCGUCGGUGGGACUAAUAGCGACCUAUAUGGUACUAUGUUAGGUAGCCCAAGCCUGUGGCAAGAUUCCCUACAGACGAUCACCCAAUACAGUCUCGACUGGAGCAACUUUGAGCAAUUUCUUGGCAGCAUGAACGUGGCAUAG